This is a messenger RNA of Drosophila teissieri, 4545 nucleotides long. It is a transcript of the gene Bsg25D, whose product is annotated as blastoderm-specific protein 25D. The record is from RefSeq and is a predicted model, not a curated record. Gene Ontology annotation, biological process: microtubule anchoring at centrosome. The transcript has 7 exons. Gene Ontology annotation, cellular component: centrosome. Bases 351 to 3623 code for a protein of 1090 amino acids. NCBI's taxonomy places the organism in Eukaryota, Metazoa, Arthropoda, Insecta, Diptera, Drosophilidae.
UGCGCCACCGUGCUCUGUAUUACUGCAUUAUUGUUUUUUAUCAACUCGCUAGAAAUUACGCUAUUCCCAAAAAAACCGCAAACCCGCGAGUGUUUAUGUUGCGUUCCGAAGUGCAUAUCAUAGAUUAGUAGUAUUAGUAACCCCGCAAACGGCCUGCUGUCCAAAAAACACGCGUGACUCCCCUGCCACCCACGCACAUACAUAGACCCCGAUAUUUCUCUUUUCUUGUUUUCGACCCCUGACUGCGUUUGUGGAUUUUCCCCCCAAGAAAAAAAAAACCGAAAAGAAAACGCAAUUGUGCAGCAGAUCGAUUGAAACGGCAGCAAACUGAAUCCCCCGGGAUACGGAUAAUGGAGGUUUCCGCCGAUCCCUACGAGCAGAAGCUCUACCAAAUGUUCCGCAGCUGCGAGACGCAGUGCGGCCUUCUGGACGAGAAGUCCCUGCUGAAACUCUGCUCCCUGCUGGAGCUUCGGGAUCAUGGAUCCGCACUGAUCGCCAGCCUGGGCGGCAGCCACCAGCUGGGCGUGUCCUUUGGCCAAUUCAAGGAGGCGCUCCUCAACUUCCUGGGCUCCGAAUUCGAUGGCACGACGUCAUCGGGUUUUAUUGAGCGUUCACUGGUGAUUACGGAUGAGCCGCUGACCAGCACAUAUAUUGAGAGUCCGCCCGAGUCUUCCGAUCGCGAAGUUUCACCCAAACUCGUUGUGGGCACCAAGAAAUACGGUCGCCGGUCCAGGCCACAACAGGGAAUCUACGAGUUAUCCGUCACGGACUCGGACAAUACGGAUGAGGACCAGCUGCAGCAGCAGCAGAAGCAGCGAAAUCUCAAUGGCUGCGAUGAGCUGGGAGUUCAGGUGCAACGUUCCUCGUCCCAGAGCGAUCUUCCUGGCAGCCGACGCCUGCGGUCCGUCCACACCAGCGGCAGCAAACUGAAGCGAUGUGCUUCGCUGCCAGCACGCCGGAAGAUUAACAACAAUACCACAGGAGCAACUGCAUCGCCGACGGCAGCAGCCAAGUUGAAACAACUGUCCAUCCAGAGCCAGGCGCAGCACAGCAGCAGCGUGGAAUCCUUGGACACCGUGACGCCUCAGCAGCUGGAGACGAUCUCAGUGCAUAGCAUUAUCGAAGCCUGGGAGCUGGCCAGCAUUCCCAACACUCGCAACCUACUUCACGUCCUGGGAUUCGAUGAGGAGGAGGAGGUCAACCUGCAACAGCUGACCAAGGCGUUGGAGGAGGAGAUGCGUGGCCUCGAAGGCGAUCACGAGCAAUCGAAUAUGCUGCGUGCUCUGGCUGCUUUGCAGGCCACAGAGUUGGGCAACUACCGACUUGCCUACAGGCAGCAGCACGAAGAGAACCUCAAGCUGCGGGCCGAUAAUAAGGCGGCUAACCAAAGGGUGGCUUUGCUGGCCGUGGAAGUGGACGAGCGGCAUGCCUCACUGGAGGAUAACUCCAAGAAGCAGGUGCAGCAGCUGGAGCAACGACACGCCAGCAUGGUGCGGGAACUUACGCUGCGAAUGAGCAAUGACCGCGAUCACUGGACCAGCAUGACGGGAAAACUUGAGGCGCAGCUUAAGUCGCUUGAGCAGGAGGAGAUCCGCCUCAGGACGGAACUCGAACUGGUGCGCACAGAGAACUUGGAGCUUGAGUCAGAGCAGCAGAAGGCUCACAUCCAACUCACAGAGCUUCUCGAACAGAACAUUAAGCUCAACCAGGAACUGGCCCAAAGGCCGAGCAGCAUUGGUGGCACCCCGGAGCACAGUCCAUUGCGACCAAGAAGGCAUAGCGAGGACAAGGAGGAGGAGAUGCUCCAGCUAAUGGAGAAGCUGGCCGCACUUCAAAUGGAGAACGCCCAGCUGCGUGACAAGACUGACGAACUGACCAUCGAAAUCGAGAGCUUAAAUGUUGAACUAAUUCGAUCGAAAACCAAGGGCAAAAAGCAAGAAAAACAGGAGAAACAAGAGGAGCAGGAGUCGGCGGCCACGGCCACCAAAAGGCGUGGGGACUCGCCGAGCAAAACACACCUCACAGAGGAAAGCCCUCGUCUGGGAAAGCAGCGCAAGUGCACCGAAGGAGAGCAGAGUGAUGCCAGCAACAGCGGCGAUUGGUUGGCUCUAAACUCUGAGCUCCAAAGAAGUCAAAGUCAAGAUGAGGAGGUAACAAGCCUCAGACAGCGGGUGGCUGAGUUGGAGAAGGAACUCAAGGCUGCAAGGGAGGGCAGAUCUCUCACCCCGGAAAGUCGCUCCAAGGAACUGGAGGCCAGUCUCGAGCAAAUGCAGCGUGCCUAUGAGGAUUGCGAGGACUACUGGCAAACGAAACUCAGCGAAGAGCGGCAGCUGUUCGAGAAGGAGCGACAGAUCUACGAGGAUGAGCAGCACGAGAGCGAUAAGAAGUUCACCGAGCUGAUGGAGAAGGUGCGCGAGUACGAGGAACAGUUCAGCAAGGAUGGCCGUUUGUCGCCCAUUGAUGAGCGCGAUAUGCUGGAGCAGCAGUACUCGGAAUUGGAGGCAGAGGCAGCCCAACUGCGCUCGAGCUCUAUUGAAAUGCUCGAGGAGAAGGCUCAGGAAAUUAGUUCUCUGCAAUCGGAGAUAGAGGAUUUGCGACAGAGACUGGGUGAGAGCGUUGAGAUCCUCACCGGCGCCUGUGAACUAACAUCGGAAUCGGUAGCCCAACUGAGUGCCGAUACGGGAAAAAGUCCAGCCAGCUCACCCAUUAGCUACCUUUGGCUGCAGAGCACCAUCCAGGAGCCGGCGAAAUCCCUAGCUGACUCCAAGGAUGAUGCCACCGCCAGUGCCAUCGAACUGCUCGGAGGCUCACCAUCGCACAAGACAGCCAGCCGCAAUAACCUCACCACUUCGGAAACAUCCAUCUUUAGCACAACACCCUUCGAAAGCUCUCAGUCGGGUCCAUCGCCCACAAACAGUGGCACCACCAACGCCUCCGGCGCUAAUGCCGGUCCAGCUCCGAUCAGCAAACCCAAGAGGGCACAGAGUCCUCAACAGGCUCCAUCGGAGGGAGAGAUAGCCGAUUGUGAGACGUCGUCGACGGCGUCCAACAAGAGCUUCGAAUCCAACAGUAAAACGUCUUGCCUUAGCCACGAGAAGUGCAGCAGUCCGUCGGCACUGAAGGAGGAACUGAAGCGUCUUAAGUUCUUCGAGCUGUCCCUCAAGGAGCAGAUCAAGGAUUUGAGCCUGCAGCGGGACGGUCUGGUCAUGGAACUGCAGCAAUUGCAGGAGGCGCGACCCGUUCUCGAGAAGGCCUAUGCGCGAACCACGCAUCCAACGCUUCAGCAGCGACUGAACCAAUUGGAGCUGCGAAAUCGCCAUCUGCAGAAUGUCAUCAAGCAGCAGCAGCAAUACACCGAGUCCCUGAUGCAGCAAUCCUGGCGGCAGCAUCAAGUGGAGCUCAACGAUCUGCAUAGCCGUAUUGAAACCCAGGGUGUUUUGCUGGCCGAACAGACACAGCGACUUCAGAAUGCCGACAUCCUGGUGAAGGACCUCUACGUGGAGAACUCCCAUCUGACGGCCACAGUGCAGCGGUUGGAGCAGCAGCGAGCUAGGGUGAACCUAAUUCAUCAGCAGCAGCAACAGCAGCGACUUGUGGGCGGCGGACUGCCCGGCAUGCCUUAGUUUGCCCCACCGGCAAACGGAUAUAGUUUAUAGUUAAUUAUGAAAAAGACAACCUGAGGAGGGGUGCUCAGCAUCAGAAGACAUCGAACAUGCACCUACCCAUAGAUCGUUAUGAAUGUUUAGACAUAUACAACACUCGGUAGAUUAAGUUUGCAUACUCGUCGUAUUCGUACGUUGCGUUUUUGUGAAUGAAUGUGAAUCCAUGUUGUUCGACACGAGAGCACCGCAGCAAUAACUACAGUGACUAUAACCUAAACUUAAAAUCACCCACGCGCAAAUGAGGAACAAUCCACACUAGUGUACCAAUUUGUAACACAUCUAGUACUCGACUAACUAAUACGAAUGGAUAAACUAUUUACACGAGCUAAAGGCAUAUAUUCGAUUGGACAUGUCUCACUGCAAUGUUGACCUUACUAAUUGACUACUGAAACAGUUAUCGUAUAUUAAUUAUAUUAGAAGAAACAGUAUUUUAAAUUUGUUAUGCGUCUGAGUAGGCGAGCACGUUUAUCAAUGUUUAUCACAUGCCCAAUCAAAUGCAUCGGAAUUGUUGUUAAUUUUAUUGAUAGAGAAAAUGAAAAUGAGCGUAAACAAUGAUCUAUGAUAUUGAUGUAAUAUGUAACGACAAAAGACCUGUAAAGCUGUAACCAUACACACGAAUCUAUGUAUUUAAAUGCGAUUUAAGUUAGCUAAUACUCUUCAAUAUUGCUUUCGCGAACGCGACUUUUUGUUAAACCUAUAUUCGUCCCAAUAACUCACUCGAUUUAUAUGUAAAGAAAAAAAACCUCAACUUAGUUUAUCAAUCACACGAUUUUGUGUAAUCAGUGCUUAAAUCAAUACUUUCGAUCAAAAUAGAAGUUUACUUUUUAAAAGUAUAAAAAAUAAUACAAAAAAAAACCAAAUAUACAAUUAUUUAUAAAACCAA